Messenger RNA from Racocetra persica, 718 nucleotides. The record is from the annotation of a GenBank genome assembly. NCBI's taxonomy places the organism in Eukaryota, Fungi, Glomeromycota, Glomeromycetes, Diversisporales, Gigasporaceae.
GCCAGACUCCUUAUAGUAUUUUAUUUGAAGUACGAUAUAGGAUAGAACAAAGUUCUCACCUGCAAAAGAUUAAACAACUUAAAUUAUUGAUUGGAACACAAUGCAAAGAAAAGAUAAUUAGACAAACAGUUAAUCUUGAACUUAUCUUAAAACUUGCACACGAGUUAGCAUUAGAAAAAAAAAGUAAUAAUACUGUAACAAUUUUAGUUUUGAUAUUUGAAAGAAAUGAAGUUAAACCUUUUUCAAUUAUUGAAAUUGAUGAUAUUCAUCAACUUGCAAUUAAGAAUGGUGGUGAUUUAAUUUUCAAGAAUGAUAUAGUAUUGAAGCCUUCAAACCUUUUUAAAAUUUUAAUAGAAAGGAUAUUUCGACAUUGGAAUCUAAGUCUUAAAAGUGCAAGAAGAAUGAUAAUCGAUUUAUAUUUAUUAGAAGCAGUUGACCAUAUGUAUGAUCUGAAAAUUUAUAAUAUUGAAGACAGAUUAGCAAUAUACCCAAAGUAUUAUAUCAAACCCCAAAAUAUUGAAAACAAUUUGACUUUAAAGGGUUCAGUUAAUUAUCUUACUACUGAAAGAUCAGAAGCUACCAUUACAUUACUUCAAGCUAGGCAAAAUUUAUCAAAUAAUUGUGUGUUUUGUGCUGUUGAAGCAAAGAAAGAUGAAUCGUUUGCUCAAGGUGCUGGUGAACUUCUUGGGCAAAUGAAGAUACUACAUAUGAGAGAAAA